AUGCGUCAACUCCUCAUCGACAAGGAGUUCAUCGGCGGUCAAAUCAAGUAUAACAGCAAUCGGUUGUCUUAUGAGAGCAAAUGUGGGAAAUCCAAAGUGUGGAAGCGUUUCGUCCACGUCUUGUACGACAACAAAGUGACCGCUUUUGUCAAAUGCAUAUAUUGUGACACAAUUAUCACAAAGACCUCCUCUUCCGGCACUUCUGGUCUUCUCAAACAUAAAUGCAAACAAAUGAAGGCUUUGGGGAUCGACUUAACGCUUGAUGAAGAAGUCACUCACAAAGACGUCCACCCUUUAGGUGACGCUACGGACCCAUCACUGGUCGCUGUAGAGAGUGACGAGUUAUCGGAUCCAAACGAUGGACACAAUGUCUAUCAAUUGAAGUAUAAGAAAGAGUCAACCCUUGCGUCAUAUCAAACGCGUGAGAAAUUGAUGAUUAUUGAUAUGAUUAUGAGUGGCGACCAAAGAGUGAGUGUCGCGACAGAGAAGGGCAAGAGUGAGGUCUGGAACCGAUUUGAACGCAUUCUUGUGGACCAAAUGCCUUCGCUAUACGUGAAGUGCAAACAUUGUGAUAGUAUUCAUAAACACACCCACACUGUGGGCACUAAAGGACUACUUAAACAUCGCUGCAAGACAUUCACCGAAGAGGACAUGAUUGACAGCAAACCCACUCAGAAAACUCUGAUUAUAGACGACAAGACUUUAAUCAAACAAUUGACUGAAGAGACCAAUAGUCUGAAACUUAUUGUUGAAAAGUGUCUGCAAAUGAUUGACAACUGUUUUUGUGACAAUAAGUAUAGCUCUGACCAAAGGAAAGAAGUCAAUCAAUUGCUUAACGAUUAUAACAAAUUUGUCUCAAAAACUCAAACUUAUGAAUCAAUUGUUACACCAAAAAACCGGAACACAGAAUCAGGCGCUAAUACAGCGUUUGAUAAUUCAGUGAUUACUACUAAAAGUGGUCCAAAGAUUGGUUAUAAAGUUGUCAAUAGAUCUCAUUUUAUUCGAACUAAGAAUCGCAACAGAAAUCGAGAUGGAGAUAUGUGUGCGAAUGGCCCGGAACACAGCGAUACCAUUCAUUUAGGGCUUAAAACUUUUAUAUGCGAUUGGCCCGGCUGUGAGGAGCAGUUUGAGAAAAAGGUUCACUUAACCAGACAUACCAUCAAAUGUCACACACACGACCAUCCUUUCAAAUGUGAUCAGUGCUCCUUUGGAUCCAACUAUAAAGCUCAUCUAAUAUACCAUCAAAGAAGUGUUCAUUCAUCGGAAAAGGCAUUCCUGUGUGAUUGGCCCGGCUGUGAUUUUGGCACUAAUUAUGAAAAAGUUCUGAAAACACAUAAAUACACUCAUUCUGGAGAAAAGCCAUAUAAAUGCAAUUGGCCCUCUUGUGAGUGGACCUUUCGACAGCCCCAUCACUUGAAGGCACACACACUUAAACAUACGGGUGAACGUCCGGUUAGUUGCCAACACAUUAGUUGCGACCGAAAGUUUACUUCACGACAAGCGAUGAGAUAUGUUGAGCGAUACGACGACUCGACGCUCUCACGCAUGCAAUGCCAGUAUUGGACAACAAAACAGGCGUUUCUUCGGAAACUCAAACGAAAAGAAGACGAUUGUAUCGUCGCCUCCGACGCCGAACUCGACGCCAAACUCGAGUUGUUGCGGUCGAUUGACGAGUCGUGUCAGAACCUGAUCCUAGUGUUGGAGGCAUAUCAGGACCGCAUCUGCGGUUUGGCUCACGAAGAGUCGGCCGCCGGACGCUUCCUCAAGGAGUGCUCCAAACUGGACAAGACUCGGGCCGGGAAAAUGAUGGCCGCGUCCGGUAAGACCAUGUGCUAUACAGCCCAACAACGGAUCCAAUUGCGGAACCCAUUGGUGCGACUCUACCAAGAAGUGGAGACAUUUCAAUACCGAGCGGUGGCCGACACUAUGCUAACCGUCGAUAAGAUGGAGUCCUCGCGAACCGCAUAUCGCGCGGCACUCCUGUGGAUGAAAGACGUGUCCGAGAAGUUAGAUCCGGACACUUAUAAACAGUUGGAUAAGUUUCGUAAAGUGCAGAGUCAUGUCCGCAAAACAAAGGUCCGCUUCGAUCGCCUCAAAGUGGAUACUCUCCAGAAGAUUGAUCUGUUGUCGGCCUCGCGUUGUAAUAUGUAUUCCAACGCUUUGGUCGGUUAUCAGAACUCUUCGGUUCAGUUCUGGGAAAAGUCGUCCAAAACGAUGGCCGCCGUCGCCGACACUUUCAAGGGAUACCAAUAUUACGAAUUCACGACACUUAAGGAGUUGACCGAAACGAGCAGAAAGUUGGCCGAAGACACCGCUAAUAACGAUGACAUUCGGAAGAUCUUUGACGACAACGAUGACGACGAAGACAAGGAUCGGCUUAUUUUCUUUGAGGCCGAUUAUAGGGACGACGACUCCACCAAUAAAGCCAAUAAAGAUAACAAGAAAUUUAAACCAUUUGGCAGAAAGACUUCGACUCAAAACAAACCAAAAGCUGUUCCCCAAAAGAGCUUUGAUUCCAAAGCAAACAAUUCAUUACUUGAUCUCAACUUUGAUUCCAAAGGAGACAAUAGUUUGAAAAAUAGUUUAAAGACAUCGGAAGCGCAACAAAACACUGAUAUUUUGACUCUAAGUGACACAAAAAUGGAUGACUUGAGUCUCUUGAAUGAGAUAUUGAACGCACCGAACGCUCCCAUUAUUGAGACCAACGCCAGUACGGGUGCUAUCGGUGGGGCACCCAAUACAGGGGCCACUGGUGUCGAUGCGUUUAUGCCGAGCCAACUCAUUGACUUGAAUUCAUUCAAUUACUCAAUGAAUCAAAUGAACGCAUCGCUGAAUCCAAUGACCAGAAGAGAGAAUUUGGUCGAAAAGAACAAAAACGUCAAUUUGAAUGCAAAUAAGGAUAAAGCAACCAAAAAGGCUGAAGAACUGUCCUCGUGGUUCAACCUCUUUGCAGACUUGGAUCCGCUCGCGAAUCCCGACGCCAUCGGGAAAAAGGCGGACCAAAUAGAAGAGAGAAAUUGCUAAUCAAAUUCGGAGCUCUUUAUUAAUAUAUAAUUAUUAAUAAUUUAUUAUUUAAACUAUUGUUUAUUCCAAUUAUUUAACGUAAUAUUGAAGUCUAUUAUUAUCUCAAAUCUAG
Medioppia subpectinata is the source of this 3136-nucleotide messenger RNA. The record is from the annotation of a GenBank genome assembly. Lineage: Eukaryota; Metazoa; Arthropoda; Arachnida; Sarcoptiformes; Oppiidae.